Mycena indigotica is the source of this 1848-nucleotide messenger RNA. RefSeq lists its product as uncharacterized. The record is from RefSeq and is a predicted model, not a curated record. The transcript has 11 exons. NCBI's taxonomy places the organism in Eukaryota, Fungi, Basidiomycota, Agaricomycetes, Agaricales, Mycenaceae. The coding region runs from base 1 to 1848 and encodes 615 amino acids. Gene Ontology annotation, biological process: iron import into the mitochondrion. Gene Ontology annotation, cellular component: mitochondrial membrane. Gene Ontology annotation, molecular function: ferrous iron transmembrane transporter activity.
AUGCCUCUUAAACUCAAACCAGCUGAAGCCCCACUGUCACCGUUCUCCUGGGAGAAGCUACCAGGAGCGUCCCCGCCGCCAGACUCUGUAGCAUCAUUGCCAUCUCCCCCGACCGCAUGGCUCCCUGCUCGUGACAUGAAGCUCUAUGGAGCCCAUCCGCUCACUUCGACAUCUGACAUUGGUCUCGUCAAGUGCACCGAUUGCGACAAGCCUAUUCUUCGCAGUUUUAUGGCUGAACAUGCAGUAACCUGUGCCACUGUUCGUUCAAGUCCCAAGAAAUCUGCUACGAAAAGCAAAGCGUUCGUUUCGGCAGAUGGAGAUGACUCUAAAAAGGCAUCUAAGAAACGAAAAGCAUCGCCGGAGCCGGCGGACCCGUCUCAGCCUCCCAAGAAGAAGACAAAACCAAUUCCCAAGGUGACCAAGGGACGUCUGAAGGGUCCCGUCGAUUUGGAUCAACAAUGCGGUGUAAUCAACGAUAAGAACCUCCCAUGUUCACGGUCGCUGACAUGCAAGUCUCAUUCCAUGGGUGCAAAGCGGGCGGUCGAGGGACGGUCAAGGAAGUAUGACGAUUUACUGAUUGAAUGGCAACGGAAACACAAUCCCAACUUUGUUGAGCCGGUGAAGAGAGAGACCAAGGCGGAGAAGAAGGAAAAGAAAGAAAAAGAAAAGCUGGAAAAGAAGAAGUUGGCCGAUGAACAAGCCGCAGCUCUUGGGAUCGAUCCAUCGACUGUCAAGAAACAGAAUGCGACAUCCAAAAAGAGCAGUAAGAAGGCAUCUGCUGCUACUGGCAUCAGGGUAGUUGGUGGAGAUGAGGCAAACGAGAAUCUGGACGACCUUGAUUCAGAGGCUGAACUGGAUGAACUGAUUCAUGUGUUCCCUGCGAUGCUGGCAGUUGCCAACACGGGCGUGUCUUUUCCCGCACAACGACAGUCCCGAAAAGCUAUGGCUGAAGAGGAUGACUACGAGGCCUUGCCAGCCAAUGCAGGCUAUAUGGUCAACAUGUUUGCCGGAGCCCUGGCUGGUAUCUCCGAACAUGCAGUCAUGUACCCCAUCGACAGCAUCAAGACACGAAUGCAAGUCUUUUCCGCUUCGCCAGUAGCCAUCUACAGUGGAGUUGGCAAUGCAUUCACGCGUAUAUCUUCCACUGAAGGAAUACGCGCUUUAUGGCGGGGAGUUUCGUCGACUGUUCUUGGAGCAGGGCCUGCCCAUGCAGUCCAUUUUGGAACCCUUGAAGCAGUCAGAGAACUGGCCUCGAAUAUGGGUAGCUCACCCUGGCUAGCAACGUACUUAAUUUCUCAGCUUUGGCUGGCGCAGCAGCCCACUACUGCUGCUGAUGCCCUGAUGAAUCCAUUUGAUGUCAUUAAGCAGCGAAUGCAGGUUCACAAAUCCGAAUUUCGUUCUGUUCUAACGUGUGCACGCGUCGUUUUUCGCAACGAAGGAUUGGCGGCCUUUUACGUUUCUUACCCCACAACACUCGCCAUCUCGAUACCUUUCAACGCCAUCCAGUUUACGGUCUAUGAACAAGUCAAAGACCUGAUGAAUCCGAGACGUACUUAUUCUCCGUCAAGUCACAUUGUUGCAGGUGGAGUUGCGGGGGCAGUUGCAGCCGCUGUUACGACCCCGUUGGAUGUUGCGAAAACACUUCUUCAAACAAGAGGUACUGCUCAUGAAGCGGAUUUGCGUAAUGUUGGUGGCAUGCUUGAUGCUUUGCGUGUUAUCUGGGCUCGAGAUGGGUUCAAGGGUUACGCCAGAGGGCUAACGCCCCGAGUGCUGACCAUCAUGCCUAGCUCUGCUCUCUGUUGGAUGUCUUACGAGUUUUUCAAAGCUGCGAUUAGAACUGACUCAUAG